Messenger RNA from Rattus norvegicus (Norway rat), 845 nucleotides. The record is from RefSeq and is a predicted model, not a curated record. Lineage: Eukaryota; Metazoa; Chordata; Mammalia; Rodentia; Muridae.
AGAAUCAACGAGCUGUAAGAAAAUGGCAGACGAGCCGGACAUGGGGGAAAUCGCCAGCUUCCAUAAGGUCAAGCUGAAGAAAUCAGAGACCCAGGAGAAGAACACCCUGCCGACCAAAGAAACCAUGGAACAGGAAAAGAGGAGUGAAAUCUCCUAAAAGCCUAGGAAGGUUUCCCCACCCCACCCCUUCAUCUCCAAGACCCCUUCUUGAUGUGGAGGAAGAGCCACCUGCAAGAUGGACGCGAGCCACAAGCUGCACUGUGAACCCGGGCACUCCACGCCCAUGCCACCGGCCCGUGGGUGUCUGAAGGGGACCCUUCCCCCCACCCCCCACUAAUGGGACUGCCAAAUUUCACCGGUUUGCCCUGGGAUAUUAUAGAUAGUUAUUUGUAUGAUUGAUGAAAAUAAAACACACCUUGUGGGGGAAAAAAAAAGACAGACAGACACAGAAACACAGAGAGACAAACAGAGAAAAACAGAGAUCAGCAGAUAACCGAGAUUCUUAAGGGUAUGACAAAGUUAUUGAGACUGGCUGAUCAGAGAAACUAACUAGUCGCUUUUAAAAAUAAAAGACAAAGUAUUAGGAAUUUGAAGAUCUCCACCCGUCUGUUACUCAGUGCUACACAGUGCCGUCUCUACACUCAUCUCUCACUCUCCAUAAGCCGGAAGGCACUUGCUACAGGGAGAGGCGGUGGACAUGAAAGAAUCGGCUAAAAGAAAUGAUGACUGAAUUAACAUGGAUUGAAUCACCAGAUUUCAAAUACAUUAAACGACGGCAAAUCCUUGAAAGGUUUAAAAUUUUGAAACCCUGAGAGCUGGCAGUAAAUUUCCUGUGUCAACAUCCA